AUGCCUUCCGCAAAUAUCCUUGCAAAUCAAGAAAAAACUCCAAUCUUCCCUUACGUCGAUCCGCCAAAAGACGGCUUGAAACUUAUAGAAUUCAUCGAUACAAAUUUACUGACCAUGGUCGACAUGCCUCUAUUCCCCCCUACUUACUCAACUUAUUUGUGGGCUCAAUACGUUGAUCCUGUGAAUGUACCAGCUUGGCGAGGUUUCAUGGAGAUAUGUUCGGAAAAUGAAAGUUUCGAAAGUCAAAUGCCAACAAUUCAUUAA
Acanthoscelides obtectus is the source of this 264-nucleotide messenger RNA. The record is from the annotation of a GenBank genome assembly. NCBI's taxonomy places the organism in Eukaryota, Metazoa, Arthropoda, Insecta, Coleoptera, Chrysomelidae.